This is a messenger RNA of Gigantopelta aegis, 3484 nucleotides long. RefSeq names its product protein PML-like. NCBI's taxonomy places the organism in Eukaryota, Metazoa, Mollusca, Gastropoda, Neomphalida, Peltospiridae. The transcript has 4 exons. Gene Ontology annotation, molecular function: zinc ion binding. The record is from RefSeq and is a predicted model, not a curated record. The coding region runs from base 1151 to 3232 and encodes 693 amino acids.
AAUUGGGUCGACCCACAUUUAGAUCGAUGCUCCAGGCGUUAACCAUACAGGUAUGAAUAAACAGAAGUCAGUGUUGUGGUCUUGGUUGUAUAUGUCGUAUCAGGCUUUCUGAGUCAUUAAAUAACAUCAACUUGGAGGCUGUGGUCCGGUGGUUAACAAACAAACUGAAACCUAACCUAACUAAACGACAUAAAACUGGAGGCUGUAGCCGGGUGGUUAUCCAACCUGCCUGAACGAAAUACAGAUCGUAGAAUUACUUGUGCAGUGUAUAUUAGUUUGGAGACGAUAUCACAUUGGAGGCUGUGGUCGGGUGGUUAUUCAACGUCCAAUAGCCGAUGAUAAGAUAAAAAAUCAAUGUGCUCUAGUGGCGUCGUUAAAUAAAACAAACUUUACUUUACUGCUUGAACGAAGUCGAGAUAUUGGAAUUAGCUGUGCAGUGUAUAUUAGUUGGAGACGAUACCACAUUGGAGGCUGUGGUCGGGUGAUUAUUCAACCUGCUUGAACGAAGUCGAGAUAUUGGAAUUAGUUGUGCAGUGUAUAUUAGUUGGAGACGAUACCACAUUGGAGGCUGUGGUCGGGUGAUUAUUCAACCUGCUUGAACGAAGUCGAGAUAUUGGAAUUAGCUGUGCAGUGUAUAUUAGUUGGAGACGAUACCACAUUGGAGGCUGUGGUCGGGUGGUUAUUCAACCUGCUUGAACGAAGUCGAGAUAUUGGAAUUAGCUGUGCAGUGUAUAUUAGUUGGAGACGAUACCACAUUGGAGGCUGUGGUCGGGUGGUUAUUCAACCUGCUUGAACGAAGUCGAGAUAUUGGAAUUAGCUGUGCAGUGUAUAUUAGUUGGAGACGAUACCACAUUGGAGGCUGUGGUCGGGUGGUUAUUCAACCUGCCUGAACGAAAUAGACAUAGUGGAAUUAGUUGUGCAGUGUAUAUUAGUUGGAGACGAUAUCAAAUUGGAGGCUGUUGUCGUGUGGUUAACCAACCUGCUUAAACGAGAUCACGAUAGUGGUAUUAGUUCUGCAGUGAACCAGGUUGACUAUAUGACAUCAAACUAGAGGUUUACGUUGCCUAAGCGAAGCGAAGAUUGUGUUACAGAUACACCUAGACACAAACUGCAACAGACGAUCAGUAAUCCAGACAUACGGUAGCUAAACAUGGCCGCUCUGGGCGAAAUCGGCGAUAUCUCCAUUACCGUUUGUGGGUUGUGUGGGAAUGCAUUUAAUGAAGCAGAAAGAACCCCGAUGUUGCUCACCUGCUUCCACAUCAUCUGCCAUCAGUGUCUGGACAUGUCGGGCCGUUCGGAACACUCCGAUGUGAUAUGUCCCAUGUGUCAGGAGUUAUCUCCCGUUACAAGCAUCGUCAGAGCAAAGUUUCCGGAAGACGAAUUUUUCCUGAAAUUUGCCCAAUUCAUCGAACUGGCGUCUAAACCCGAUAGCGUCCCGUGUUCCACGUGCGACGACACAGAUUCCAGCGCCACGACUCGCUGCUUGGACUGUGAGCAGUAUUUGUGUGACGUGUGUAAAUCGCGCCACGGUCGAAGUUCAGCUUCACGACAACACAGAGUCGUCAGUAUACAAGACUACAUCAACAUGCCAGAGGAAUUCUUUCAUCCAAAAGGAAUAUGCAGACAACAUGGCGAUAUGACUCUGAGUCUGUUUUGUGAGAACCAGACAUGUGCGCGAGCCAUCUGUCCCACGUGCGCUGUGGUUUCUCACAAAACUCAUGCGGUGUGUAGUCUGGAAAAUAUCUACCAAGAAAGGAAAGCAGUACUUGAUACCGCAUUGACUGAUUUAACAGAAUUGUUAGAAAAAACAAACAAGCACAGGCAAACGCUGUAUGAGCAAAACGAAACUUUAGACGCCAUACGACAGACGCUAUUACAAGAUAUUGACGAAUCCUACAAUGUCAUCAUCGAAAAAUUGUUCAGUGUGAGAAACCAUAUGCACGAAAGUGUUAUCGCAAAUGUCGAAGGACAAAAGGCUGCGAGAAAAACACAGCUUGAGUUGAGUAUCCAGUCAGAAUCAGACAUCGUGAAACAUAUUCAGCGUUGUCAACUGGCAUCACAGUGUGCGGGGUCGACACAGUUCAUCAACAUGACCGAAUCUCUAGUCCACAAAGCUGCAUCGUUGACAAGAAAUACUACGUUAACCGAUAUGUGCAUAGAUGACGUUCCUCCUAAUCUUGAUGCAUUUUACCAGGUGGAAAGAGUCUUGGUUGGCAUGUCUCAGAUGAGAAGCUGUACUGAGGUGACGGACGCAAUGAUUGGACGAAACUCUGACGUCGUUAAAGUUACCUUACUCCCUGUGGUAUACACAGAGGAGAAUAAGAAGGUAGUGUUGCAGGCUUCAAUUCAGGCUCCUGGGAAAAGCAGACGUGAGGUACAGCCAGCAAUUGCGACAGUAUCUUCUAUCGUUGGAAGUCUCAGGUUCAAACCCGAGGCAUUGGGCAGCUAUAAGACGUUCAUCGGCGUCGAUGGGAAGGUGAUCAAUGACGGUAUUGCCUUUCGCAGCAAGAAUUCGGAUGAGAAAAUGGAGAAGAGAGUCAUUUUUGGUUACCAUGGUCAGUCUGGACGUUGUCGGGAACUUCUUCUGCCAAGUGUUGAACUGGACGGUAACUGGUUAAACUGGAAAGACUGCAGUAUAAAUAACGAUGGCGAUCUCACCAACACACCUACUCUAAUGUUUCUGACCAGACUCACUUGCUUGAAGGGAGUCACUGCCAAGUCCACCAUUUCGGGGUGUAUGCCUAGUUACUGGCAGGUUGGCAUACACAAGGAAGUGCUGAUGGAAGAUCAGAUGGAUAUUGCGGCCGUCGAAGUGGGCAUCAGCCUCGAAGCUGAGUGCGAUAGUAGCGCUGAGCUUGUUAAAAACAGACACGCAUGGUGUGUUUCUUUGGGCAGCUGUAGAGCUCACAACAGUGACUGUCUGUGGUUUUAUUCCAGAGCAGUUUGUCUGGGCCAUGUCCCCAUGUACACGUUUAGACUCGAACCAGUGUUAGAUGUGGAUUUUGGGAUUCUGCUGGACACUGAGAAGAAGGUUUUGCACGUCAUCCACGUCCAGUCCAACAAGGUCGUUUGCUCAAUUCCAGACGUCGACGUCUCGCAGCCGCUCGUGCCUCUGUUUGGGGUCUACAGCCCGACUAUUUUCAAAGUCAGAGUCAGAGUCGAGUCCGGCACAGACCUCACUCUGAGCAGUCCUCUGCUGCACCUGCUUUCAGAUUUGGUCCAAAUUCAAUGAUCGCUGGUCUGAUGCUAAUACAACUUUUAGUUUGUAUACCCAAGACUCUAAUAGAGUCUGCGAUUUUAACGCCAGGGCAACACCAUAUAAAUUGCAUGCGUGUGACAUCAUUGAAUAUUUGAAUCUAACACACACCCUGGUGCUAAUAAAACUUAGUUUUUAGACAAAGAUUCUAUAAUAAUGUGUGACUUUCAUGCCAGGACACCGCCAUAUAAAUUGUACGUGUGUGACAGCAUUAAAGAUUUGAAUUUA